AGGGGACACGUGUAUAUGAUUUUAUGCAAAAAUUUCCCUUGCAAAUUGUUUCUUUAUUAUAUACAAAAAAGAAAGAGAGACAGCGGAAGAAGAAGAAGAAAACAUCAACACGGUGCGGAUUUAGAAGGUUGUCUUGCAUUGAACACUUCACUCAGUGAGAAUGUAUAACAAUGUCAGACCACAACUGGGGGUGCCUCAAUUUCAGCCUCAACUUCCAACAAGCUCACAACCUAAUGUGUUUGGGAAUGCAUUUAAUGCAGCCGGUUCUGGACUCAUUCGAGGGGGAUUGGGUGCCUAUGGAGAAAAAAUAUUUGGAUCGAGCUCUGAGUAUGUUCAAAGCAAUAUAACUAGGUAUUUCUCAGAUCCCCAAUACUACUUCCAAGUGAAUGACCACUAUGUUAAGAACAAGUUGAAGGUUGUUUUGUUCCCAUUCCUGCACCGGGGUCAUUGGACUAGAAUCACUGAACCAGUGGGAGGUAGACUCUCUUACAAACCUCCAAUUUAUGAUAUAAAUGCCCCUGACCUGUACAUUCCAUUGAUGGCAUUUGGUACCUACGUUGUACUUGCUGGCAUUUCACUUGGUCUUCGUGGAAAGUUUAGUCCUGAAGCAUUAAACUGGUUAUUCAUCAAGGGAAUGGUUGGUUGGUGUAUGCAAACAGCGCUACUUAAAUUGACAUUGCUUUCAUUAGGAAGUGGAGAAGCACCACUAUUGGACAUCGUAGCAUAUGCAGGGUAUACUUUUGCGGGCAUGUCUUUGGCUGCUCUUGGAAAAAUAAUCUCUGGUUACUCCUACUACGUUUUGAUGCCAUGGUUCUGCUUAUGCAUGGGAAUAUUCUUAGUUAAAACGAUGAAAAGAGUCCUUUUUGCCGAAGUCAGGAGUUAUGACUCGAGUAAACACCACUAUCUCUUGCUCUUCAUCGCUUUGGCUCAGUUCCCAUUGUUCAUGUGGCUUGGAAACAUCACUGUCAAUUGGUUUAUAUGAAGUGGUAUUUACAAUGUACUAUAGUUUAACUUAGUAAUAUUUUUUGGUUGUCAAUUUUGGAUAAUAUAUAUAGUAACAUAAACUUUUCCUCUCUCUCCCUUGCUUUUAUUUAAUGGAUACCAUAGCUAUGUAAUUAUGAACCUUUUAA
This is a messenger RNA of Medicago truncatula (barrel medic), 1130 nucleotides long. RefSeq names its product protein YIF1B-B. The record is from RefSeq and is a predicted model, not a curated record. Gene Ontology annotation, cellular component: endoplasmic reticulum-Golgi intermediate compartment; Golgi membrane; endoplasmic reticulum membrane. Lineage: Eukaryota; Viridiplantae; Streptophyta; Magnoliopsida; Fabales; Fabaceae. Gene Ontology annotation, biological process: endoplasmic reticulum to Golgi vesicle-mediated transport. The transcript has 5 exons. The coding region runs from base 161 to 982 and encodes 273 amino acids.